This is a messenger RNA of Tachysurus vachellii, 1609 nucleotides long. RefSeq names its product dual specificity phosphatase 13a (gene dusp13a). Gene Ontology annotation, cellular component: cytoplasm. The record is from RefSeq and is a predicted model, not a curated record. Gene Ontology annotation, molecular function: protein tyrosine/serine/threonine phosphatase activity; MAP kinase phosphatase activity. Gene Ontology annotation, biological process: protein dephosphorylation; negative regulation of MAPK cascade. The coding region runs from base 135 to 1475 and encodes 446 amino acids. The transcript has 8 exons. NCBI's taxonomy places the organism in Eukaryota, Metazoa, Chordata, Actinopteri, Siluriformes, Bagridae.
UUAUAAUUAUCCACCAUUUAAAAAAGGAAGCUGCCUCCAGAGGCAUAUCUGCGGACUGGCUGUCGACGACGUCCCUGACCAAGGAGAAAAGAGCUGACGACCUGAGAGAAGAGAAAAGAGACUAAAGCUGAAAAAUGUUGUCUCUUAAGGAGCUCUGCGCCUAUGAAACCCCAUCCGUUGCUGAACUGCAGGACUUCCUGUUGGCUGACAGGCACCCCACUGGACAUGUCAACCAAGUGUGGCCCAAUGUGUACAUUGGCAAUGAAGUUGCAGCCCGUGACAAGUCAAUGCUGUACAGCAUGGGGAUCACCCACAUAGUCAAUGCAGCCAGCGGCCCCCCUCAUGUAAACACUGGACCUCGCUUCUACAGAGACAUGGCUGUAGAUUAUUAUGAGGUGGUGGCCGACGAUUCCACAGAUUUCAUCAUGAGUGUUUUCUUCUACCCAACAGCGAGAUUUAUACAUGCCGCCUUGUCCAAUAAAGGGAAAGUGUUUGUGCAUUGCUUGAUGGGAGUCAGCCGCUCGGCCACACUCGUCUUGGCCUUUCUUAUGAUCUGUGAGCAGUUGACCUUAAAGGAGGCAGCACGAGUUGUUCGCCAACACAGAGAUAUUUGCCCCAACCCUGGCUUUCUCAAUCAACUCCGUCACCUCGACAUGAGCCUCGUGCGCGAAAGGAAGAGGAAGCUUGAAGCUUUCAACAAGAAAACGCUUCCUGCCACACUGCAAAAAUGGUUCAGGAACGGUUUGAGGAACAUGACCGAGUUGAAGGUGUUGACUUGGCUUCCAGCUUCCUCAGAUCUCACUCUGAUCAAGCUGGAGGCCCACUGUUUUAAAAAGAUAAUGAAGUCUAACAGUUCAAAACCGAGCCAAAUCAAAAACACACAAAAGCCAGCACAGUGUGACCCAGACAGCGAGUACAUCACCCCAGAGCUGUUUGAGCUGCAGAAACUCUUCUGGCAAGGAACAGGAGCAGCUUACACCCACGUCAACGAGGUCUGGCCCAGAGUCUACAUCGGUGAUGAAAAGACAGCACUAGAGCGCCACAACUUGGAGAACAUGGGGAUAACGCACAUCCUCAAUGCAGCUGAGGGAAAAUGGAACAACGUUGCUACAGGUCCAGAUUACUACCACAACAUGAACAUCUUUUACUACGGAGUGGAGGCAGAAGACAUUCCAACUUUCAACCUAACACAGUUUUUCUACUCGGCAGCUCAAUUUAUUGACCAUGCACUCAGCAAACCAGACAGUAAACUGCUUGUACACUGCGUCAUGGGACGAAGUCGAUCAGCAACUUUAUUUUUGGCUUACUUAAUGAUCUACAAGAAUAUGACUGUUGUUGAUGCAAUUGAGCUUGUAAAGAAGCACCGAUGCAUUUUACCCAACAGAGGAUUUCUAAAGCAACUCCGACACCUAGAUGUUCAGCUACAAGAACAAAGGCACAAGAAACAAACUGAAAAUCCAGACAACAUAGCCUGAGACGAGCAUCUAGAUUCAUCAUGUGGCACAUAAUCUUGUGCCAAAUGGAUUUAAGCACAGAGCUUAGUAACAGGCUAUUUUUGCCAGUCACAUACCUCAGGGUUUUUUUUUUUUUUUUUUUUGCCUAAUUACAU